This is a messenger RNA of Drosophila arizonae, 931 nucleotides long. RefSeq names its product metaxin-2. Lineage: Eukaryota; Metazoa; Arthropoda; Insecta; Diptera; Drosophilidae. The record is from RefSeq and is a predicted model, not a curated record. Gene Ontology annotation, biological process: mitochondrion organization. Gene Ontology annotation, cellular component: cytoplasm; SAM complex.
AAUGUAACUAUCAAAAGCAGAAACAGCUGUAGAGAUUACUUCAUCGCCGCAUUAAAGUCUUAACAAUAAUCAACAAAAAAUGCAAACUUCCCAAUACUUAAAUCAACUACACACCGCCGACAAAUUGUCCGAAGAGCCAUGGCCAGAAGAUGCGACGCUCUAUCAGCCCUUCGAAGCGGAACAGAUUUUAUUACCAGAGAGCGCUAGUUGCUUAGCUGUGAAAGCAUAUUUAAAAAUGUGCAAUUUGCCGUUUGGUAUACGCACUUGUGCAAAUGCGGAGCACAUGUCACCCGGCGGUCGAAUGACCAAGCUACCAUUCAUCCGCGCGGGUGCAUUUUUAUUUGCGGAGUUUGAGCCAAUUGUGAAUUUUGUGGAGCAGAAAGACAUGGCCAUAGGAAGCUGGCAGGAUGAGGAUGAAAAGGCAGAUAUGCGUACAUAUGUCUCGCUUGUAGAGAACAUCUUCACUAUGGCGGAGCUGUAUGUAAGCUUUAAAAACGAACGAGUCUACAAAGAGGUCACGGCACCACGAAAUGGAGCCGUUUAUCCGUGGCCAUUGAAUGUCAUUCAAAAUUAUAGCAAACGUCGCAAUGCACUGCGUCAAUUGAAGGUCUAUCAGUGGCACGAUCUGGAUAUCGAUCAAGUCAUUGAUAAAGUGGCCAAAUGUUGUGAGACACUCGAAUAUAAACUGAAGGAAUCACCAGAUACACCCUUCUUCUUUGGCGACCAGCCCUGCGAAUUGGAUGCCAUUGCCUUUGGUCAUUUGUUUACGAUCUUAACAACAAGGCUGCCAAACAUGGCUCUGGCGCAAACUGUACAAAAAUUUGGUCAUUUGGUUUCAUUUUGUCGCUUCAUCGAUGAGAAAUAUUUUCAAAUGAGGUGCUUGCAAGAGUAACUAUGAAAUGGUUCACGCUCCUAUCAUUUUGUAUAUAAA